Molecule: messenger RNA, 1315 nt
Organism: Halteromyces radiatus
Lineage: Eukaryota; Fungi; Mucoromycota; Mucoromycetes; Mucorales; Cunninghamellaceae
Product: peroxisome membrane protein
Exons: 7
Coding region: 30-1172 (380 amino acids)
Biological process (GO): peroxisome organization
Cellular component (GO): peroxisomal membrane
Source: RefSeq, a predicted model, not a curated record
CUUUUUUUAACAACAACAAAAAAAAAAAGAUGUUACCAAAUAAUUUAUUACAUUUCACUGGAGCAAUACAUCAUUAUCACAAUAUACAUAGAGGCUACACAUCAAGAAUAGAACAAGCUGAAGACUUGCUAAGAGCAUUAUCGCUUCUUCUACCAGGACGAGUAUCUGAAGGAGACCUUUGCUCUCAAACAAUUUUGACUACUCUUAAUCUGGUAUCAUUAUACAAUACUCACUAUUUAAUGCGCACUGCCAACAAAAAUAGCAAAGACGAUAUCCCUCCAGAGGAGAGUUUCGCCUUCAAUCGUCAUAUUCAAUUUCAUUUUAGGCGGUCAAAAGCAUAUCGCGCUACUUCACUGAUACUGAGUUUAGUAUCUUACUCGGAAAUACUAUGGGAAAUGUUAGUGGCUAGAAAAGAAAAUGGUUCAAGGUUGCGUUGGCGUCAUAUCACUGUCAUAGAGGCCAUAAAAAUGUGCAUGCGAUUAAUUCUAUAUUAUACCUCACAAAAAAAAAUGGUGUUACAUCCUACUCAUUUCAUUCGCAAUAUAGACCCAACUACAUUGGAGUAUGAUACAACAGGUGAAGAUAAAAUUGAGUUAGGGCAUUUAGAUACCCGCAUUGGUAUGCCUUCUUCCUCCAAUCGCUCUCUCUAUUACAAUCCUCAGAUAGUUACCAAAAAUUCAAGUCAAACCUCAAAAUUGGGCCAUUUAUCAGAAUUAUUAUGGAUUUCUCGUCCUCUUAUCUAUGUAUUGCUGCUAAACAAAGAACAUUAUCAACAUCCAAAGGCGCAAAUUAGUGAUAAUAAUAGUAGCAUUGUCACUGACGGAAAGGAAAGUUUUGGAGAAGAAACAUUAACGGAAGAGGAAUGGACAGAAAAGGACGAUGAAAAUUACUGGCAACCAUGGAUCAUCUCGUUUAGCAUGGAUAUACUGGCAAUGAUUUUGAGAUACACACAAAAUAUGUCACCGUUAGAAAAGGAGGAAUCCAAACGACGAAAUUAUUUACUUUUCUUUUAUCUUCUUCGCGGACCAUUAUACUCUAAGUUUACUAGACAUAUUCUAGAUACUUUAUGCAACGCGACUGAGCAUAAACCUUUGGUUUCUAUUAUCACAACUGCUAUCAAUGACUACCGUCCAUUUUGGGAACAGUGUUACUUUUAUACUUCUGGUUCUUAGAUAAUGCUGUCAAAUUUAUCAUGAUGUAAUUAUUUUCAUCGGUAGAGAUAAAAUAGAAAUGAGCUGAUAAAGAUAACAGUAACUAAAUCUUAGUCUAUCACAUAGUAUUGGAAAUAAAAACGUAUUUAUUAUUCAAAAAAAAA